Molecule: messenger RNA, 2392 nt
Organism: Camellia sinensis
Lineage: Eukaryota; Viridiplantae; Streptophyta; Magnoliopsida; Ericales; Theaceae
Product: sucrose nonfermenting 4-like protein
Source: RefSeq, a predicted model, not a curated record
AACACCCCCAUAAUUGCACAAAUUCUAGGGUUCUAUAUAUCCCCCAACAGUCCACCUUCGUUCGCUUCUCCAAUAUUUCCAUAAUAUAUUUCCAAUAGCUGUUCAAUUGCUUCAGCAAAGUUUCAAUUUUUUUUUUAUUCUUUUAGGGUUUCAGACUAGGUUUAAGGUUUUGAUUUUGCCUUCAUACCAGAUCGUUUGUUCGCGUUCGCUAUUGUUCUCAAAGCCUAUUUACUGUUAGUUUGAAUCCGCCUGAACCUGGGUUUUUCUGGGUUCGUCCAUACAACUCAAGUGGAGUUGUUGAUAACCAAUUUUUUUAAAAAUUAUUAUUUUUUCUGAAUCGUACUUGUAUUUGCUUCAUUAAAAUCGCGUCUUUAAUCGUGUACUGCGUGAGGCAUUGUUCAUUGGAAAGUUGAGGUUUUUGGUGGUAGAAUUCGAAGAUUCAACUUUGAAGGUUAAUAGGAAAUUUGUUUGUUGCUUGGAGGGCUACCAAUUAUUUUGGGAGUGAAUGUUCUCUUGGGGCAUGGAUUACGCAAAGGAAACGGGUGAAACAGCUGCAGCCACGGCGCUAAUCCCGACGCGGUUUGUGUGGCCUUAUGGGGGAGAAAGUGUUUUACUCUCUGGUUCUUUUACAGGGUGGUCUGGCCAUUAUCCGAUGACUCCUGUCGAAGGGUGCCCCACUGUAUUUCAGACUAUUUGCAGCUUACCGCCAGGUUACCAUCAGUACAAGUUUGUCGUUGACGGCGAGUGGCGACAUGAUGAGCUCCAGCCUUUUGAGAAUGGGAACUAUGGGACAGUGAACACUGUUUUCUUAGCCAAGGAAUCUGAUUAUGUUCCUGGAAUCCUAAAUCCACAAAUGCAUUCUGGUUCUAACAUGGAUGUGGAUAACGAGGCUUUUCAGCGUUUGGUUAGAGUUUCAGGUGGUCCAUUGCAUGAAGCCUUGCCAAGGGUAUCAGAAGCUGAUUUAGAGGUUUCCCGCCACCGUAUUACUAUAUUUCUAUCUACACAUAUGGCUUAUGAGCUGCUUCCUGAGUCAGGCAAGGUCAUUGCCUUAGAUGUUGAUUUACCUGUAAAACAAGCAUUUCAUAUUCUGCAUGAACAAGGAAUUCCUAUGGCUCCUCUUUGGGACUUCUACAAGGGACAGUUUGUUGGAGUUCUUAGUGCUUUGGAUUUUAUCAUGAUUAUAAGAGAGCUUGGUAGCCAUGGUUCCAAUCUGACAGAGGAAGAACUUGAGACACACACUAUAUCUGCUUGGAAAGAUGCAAAAUCAUACCUGAGCAGACAAAUUGAUGGGAACGGGAGAUUAUUUCCAAGACAACUUGUCCAUGCUGGGCCAGAUGAGAAUUUGAAAGAUGUUGCUCUCAAGAUUUUGCAAAAUAAUGUGGCAACAGUUCCUGUUAUCCAUUCAUCUUCAGGCGAUACCUCGAUUCCGCAGCUAUUACACCUUGCCUCACUUUCUGGAAUACUAAAAUGUAUUUGCAGGUACUUUAAACAUUCUUCUGGGACAUUACCGAUGCUCCAACUACCAAUCUGUGCAAUUCCUUUUGGUACCUGGGUUCUGGGAAUUGGGGAAACAAAUCGACGGCCAUUGGCAAUGUUGAGACCAAGUUCUUCUCUUGGUUUAGCAUUGAGUUUGUUAGUUCAAGCUCAAGUUAGUUCAAUACCCAUUGUUGAUGACAAUGACUCAUUAUUAAAUGUAUAUUCUCGAAGUGAUAUUACUGCUUUGGCAAAGGACAAAAUUUAUGCUCAUAUUAAUCUUGAAGAGAUGACUAUUAAUCAGGCAUUGCAGCUGGGACAAGAGCCAUAUUCUCCAUAUGGAUCUAGCAGUCAAAGAUGUCAAAUGUGUUUACGAUCUGAUCCACUGCAUAAAGUGAUAGAGCGAUUGGCAAAUCCAGGGGUUAGACGGCUUAUUGUUGUGGAGGCUGGCAGCAAACGUGUAGAAGGCAUUAUAACAGUCGGCGACAUCUUCAGAUUCUUGCUCGGUUAGUGAACAGACUGACAGCUUUAGGGGCUAGUAACGGUGGCUUUGCACCCAAAUUGUGUUUUCCUAUAACUAUCACUGCUGUACCUUUGUGGAAAGCUUCCUCACCCUCAAUGAUUUAUUUCCAUUUUUUUUUCCUCUUUCCCAAAUUACCAUUGGAUUAGCCUCCUGCAUAUUUGCCUGGUCUUUUACCAUAUUAGGCGAAAGAUAGAGAGGCCUGUAAAUUGCAAGGAUUGGGCUUUGCCCCCUACUCUAUUCAUCUCCCAAAUUGUUAUCUCAACUAAAUUGUUUGCUGCUUCUAUAGUUGCCAUUUUUGUGAACAGCAUGGAACCAAGUACCAGUUCACAUUUCUAUGCUGUCAUUGGUAGAAAAGAGUGAAAUAAAAAUAAACCAGAGAUGGAUAUUAGAUGGUUA